Molecule: messenger RNA, 1203 nt
Organism: Mangifera indica (mango)
Lineage: Eukaryota; Viridiplantae; Streptophyta; Magnoliopsida; Sapindales; Anacardiaceae
Exons: 3
Coding region: 265-876 (203 amino acids)
Biological process (GO): positive regulation of DNA-templated transcription
Cellular component (GO): nucleus
Molecular function (GO): DNA-binding transcription factor activity
Source: RefSeq, a predicted model, not a curated record
GAGCUAAAAAGGUGACUUAACUCGUUGAAGUUAAGCGCCAAGGCAACUAGAUGUUCAUGAAUCUUCACUGUUGCAGAAGCUUCAGCAUUAAGCCAGCUGAAUUAGCUUAAGAUUUAUCAGUCUGUCAUUUAAAAAAUUCACUAAAUAAUCAGUAGCCGAAUUUCCAAUUCUUCUUCUCCAUCCUUCCCAAUUUAUCUUAUGCUUCAUUUCCUCACUAAACCACCAUUUUCAGUAUAACAUUCAACACUGUGAUACCUUGUGUUUAUGGAUCUCAAUGACUUUCAUAAUAAUUAUGGAGCUUCUAAUAAUACUAGCGGAGCUUGUUUUUAUAUGGCUUCUAAGGAACAUUUAUCUAUAACAGCUGAAACUCCCUCGUAUUCCACUUCUACUAACCGAAAUUUCAUUCUCAUGGACUUUCUUGGUGUUGGCUCUAAUAACCCACCUCUUCGACCACUUCCUCUUACUUUUUGCUCUUCAUUUACUGCACCUACAAAUUUUCUCACUCUAGAUUUCGGAGGGACGGAUCCUCAGGUUCACCGAAUCCCUUCUAAUAUUCGGCCUUCUAUUGCCCCUAUUGUGCCACCCCCUCCCGUUUGUGAACACCCAACUGGAGAUUUCUCAUCAUCUUCUCGAACUAAUAAGAGGCGCAGGAGGUUCGACGGAACCCGUGCAGAGUACCGUUAUCAACGAAAGCUGAGGAACCGAGGAUCGGCUGAGAGAUCUCGCCUGAGACGUAAUGCAUACGAUAUCGAAUUGAAGGUAAAAAUUGCAGUGCUAAAGGAAGAAUAUGUAGAGCUAAAGCGAAAGGAAGAGGAGCUCCGCUUGGCUCAUCAAGAAGCCCGUCCAUUUAAACGCUCCUUGAGUGCUCCUGUGUAAGAAUAUUAUCAGUAUCAUUCGUCUGUCACUCUAUUAUGCCUUUGUGUUUAUGUUAUGAAGUUUUUAUCUGUUUUUUUUUAAUGCUUUUGUGCGAGAGGUUCCAUAGAAACCUCAGAUUACUGCUUUCUGGCUGCCUUCGUUUUACCUCAGCGAAACGAAGGGAACUAUGGAAGUCCUUCUGGGGCUAAAGGCUGUUGUAAGAGGUUAAGCGUCUGUCAACUAGCAGUUUCUUUUUUGUCUCUUUCGGUAAAUCAAGAACUUUAAUGUUCCUCUAUGUUCUGAAUUUUAAAACUUGGAAUAUUACGUGUGCCAUGUUAUUGGUGUAAA